AUGUCAGACUACACAGAGAAAGCCACAGACAAUCAGGGCCAGCUAACACCUCUCAACAAAGGAUUCCCUCAAGCAGGAAUCAGUCAGAUCUUGCAGCUGCCAGGCUAUUCAGUCCUGAUCAAGGUGAUCAAUUGCAAUAUUCACACCUGCCUCCAACAGUCAAGAGUUCUUUCUCCCACCCUGGACCUUCCACAGAUAUAUAAACCCCACUUGCCUAGUUUCCAAUACCUCACAAUCUCUGCGGAUGCCUGCAUAAAUCUCGCCCAUGCAAUCAGGCUCCUUCUAGAAUACACAGAAACACCCUAUGAAGACAAACGGUAUCGUUUUGGUGAAGCUCCUGAUUUUGACACAAGUCAGUGGACUAGUGUGAAGGAGAAACUGGGCUUGGACUUCCCAAACGAAAAAUUGAAACCUGAGCUUAUUGAGCAGCUACCUGGGAAGCUGAAGCUGUUCUCCCAGUUUCUAGGGGACAGAAAUUGGUUUGCAGGAAAUAAGAUCACCUAUGUAGAUUUCCUUGCAUAUGAUAUUUUUGAUGUGCAUCGGAUAUUUCAGCCCAAAUGCUUGGAUCAGUUCAAAAAUCUAAAGGAUUUCAUGGAUCGCUUUGAGGCCUUGGAUAAGAUUUCUGCCUACAUGAAAUCUGACCGCUUCUUGAGAACUCCCAUCUUUUUGAGAAAUGCCACGUGGGGCAACAAGAAAAAAUAGAAGGAAAACAGGAAUCUUGGUGUCCUGACACUUGCAAAUGUUGAGCCAGCGAGGAGCCUUGAAUCUCACGACCUCCCUUCAUGCAUCAGAACAUUGUUGCACAGUAGCUGCAAUAUCCGAAAUACAUUCCGAGGAAUGAAUAAUAAAAUCUGUUGGUAGUUAAA
Messenger RNA from Anolis carolinensis (green anole), 866 nucleotides. RefSeq names its product glutathione S-transferase Mu 4-like. Gene Ontology annotation, molecular function: glutathione transferase activity. The coding region runs from base 1 to 702 and encodes 233 amino acids. Lineage: Eukaryota; Metazoa; Chordata; Lepidosauria; Squamata; Anolidae. The transcript has 7 exons. The record is from RefSeq and is a predicted model, not a curated record. Gene Ontology annotation, biological process: glutathione metabolic process.